Messenger RNA from Saprolegnia diclina VS20, 3065 nucleotides. RefSeq lists its product as hypothetical. The coding region runs from base 26 to 2932 and encodes 968 amino acids. The record is from RefSeq and is a predicted model, not a curated record. Gene Ontology annotation, biological process: protein import into nucleus. Gene Ontology annotation, cellular component: nuclear membrane; cytoplasm. The transcript has 3 exons. Lineage: Eukaryota; Oomycota; Saprolegniomycetes; Saprolegniales; Saprolegniaceae.
GGACGCCUUUCAAACCAACAGAGAGAUGGCGGCAGCGACAUCGCGCACGGCGCAGCAGGUUCUCACGGCGGUGCGCAAGGUGCUCGCGGGCCACACGAGAGCCGACGAGCGGAAGCGCGCGGACGCCUUUCUGCAAACCUUCCAGCGCACGCCGGAGGCCAUUCCCGUGAGCUUGGCCUUGCUCGCGCAGAGCGACGACGUUCUCAAGGAGCACGAGCACCUCUUCGUUAUCAACACCAUCUAUCGUGCGCUGUGCAGCCGCGGGUCGCGGGACCAUCCGCGCUUCAAGUCGGACGCCUCGGUCGGCGCGGCCGAGCUCCUGCGCCCGUGCUUUGCGCAGCUCUGCACGCACAUCCAUGGAUCGAUCACCAACCACACGUCCUCUCUCAUUGCGAGUCAGUACGCGUGCUGCGUGGCCGUGUGCAUGCUCUCGACGACCGAAGGCGACGUCCUAACAACGCUAAGCGCACUCUCGUCAACGGUGUCGCUGCCCAGUAUCGCCGUCGACAUGGCUGUCAUCACGCUCCUCCAGCUGCUGCCCGAAGAGAUCCAAAACAAGCGCCUCUUGCUUCGCAAGGACCACCGGGAAUCCUGGGUGGCGUCCGUCAAGACCGAGUCGCCGCAGGUGCUCCAUACGCUCGAAGGCUGCUGGGCGAGCCAGGUCGCGCGCCGACCCAACACGCUCUGUGCCUUCCACGCCCGCCUCGAAGAGCGCAUCCUUGAAACCUUUGGGGCAUGGAUCGUCCAUGGUAAAUUGGCCCCCAACGCGAUUGCGUCAUCGAGUUUGCUUGCUGCUGCAUGCGACGUGGCCGCCAAGAUGGCGCCCGAGAGCGACCGCAUCUUGGACGUCCUUCAAGACAUUGUCGGCACGUGCGUCGACGCCUCCUUUGCGCCACUGCUGUCGCCGCUGCUCGCGUUUAGCACGCGCCUCGGGUCCCACGCUUUGGAAACCGCCCACGACCUGCGCCCCGACCUCCUCGUUGCGAUCGCGGCGACAGUGGCGAGCGUCGGCGAGCAAGCGCUUGCCUGUGGUCUCCUCUCGCCCAGUGGCACUGCGAUGCCCCAAAGCUUCCUCGACAUGCUCUUGGCCUUCAGCUCGGUGCACGAGACGGACGCGUUGACCAAAGUAUUUGAUUUUUGGGUCGCCUUCCGCGCCCACAUGGUCGGUGACGGCAGCGACGCAGCGUGCACCUGGGACGCCACGUACAUUCCAACGGUCCUUCGACAUGUAGUUGCGUCGACGUCGCUCGAAAGAACGUCGGACCCGUCCGGUGACGAGUUUGUGCAACACCGCAAGGAGAUGCGCGCGGUCCUCCGGCUCCUCUCGCAGGCGUCGCCCGACGCGUUCCUGCACGAGCUCCUACGCGCCAUUUUCACAGCGUACGAGACGCUCACGCCCCCCUCGGCGCCAAGCGUCGCACUGCCGAUUGAAGCCGCGCUCCAUGCUCUGAGUGCGCUCACCAAGUGCAUUCCCGACAGCGACGAGACGUAUAUGCCGCGCUUGCUGCACCUUCUCUCGGCGCUGGCGUCGCCCGCGCGCACGCUGCAUGCCCGAGCGCUCCUUCGGACGAUCACGGUCUUUCUUAGCGUUGUGCCGACUUGGAUUCGGGCGCAUCCCGCGUCGCUGCCGUGCGUGCAUGACAUGCUCACGCUCGCGCUGUCGUGCGCCGAAGACGACCCUCUCUGUGCGAUGCGCAACGCUGAAGAUCACAUUGGCGCCGUCGCGCUUCUCAAGCUCGCGACCACGUGCGCGCCGCAACUGCACCUGGCGGCCGAUCGCGAUUGGCUCGAGUGCAUGCGGAACGUGUACCGCGCGAACUUGCAGCCGACGCCGCUCCUCUCGGACAAGAGCUUGCGCCUCGUGCUCGAAGCAUAUGCGCGGGUGCUCAUGGGCGCGACCCAAGCCGCGUACCAAGCGUCCAGCGUGACCUACUACGAGGCGGGCACCCCGCACGUUCUCUCGCUCGCGAACUUCAUGUGCGAGCACUUGGUCGCGGCGCUGCCCCACGCUGCCACCGACGAAGCCGCCCAAACCGUAGUGUCGCUCGUGCUCGGGCAUUUCACGACACUCGCGUCGGCGCUGCUCCGCGAGCGCAGCUCGAGUGCUGACCACCCGCUUCUCACUGUGCUUCAAACGCACUGGGCACCGGUCUUCCAGCCGCUACUGACGUGUCACGCUGUGCAAACCAGCGUCAUGGAGCUCUUGGAAACGCUCUUCAAGAGCCUUGAGCGGGACGCGGCGCCGCUCGCGACCGCGGUCGUGCCCCUUCUCGUGCACGCGUAUAGCGCGACGCGACAUCGGUGCGUCAUCGAUACGCUCCAAGCGAGUUUGCGCUGUGCGUCGCCGUCGUCACCGUUGAGCGGACUCCUCCAAGACGCUGUCUUGCGCAUCGUGCAGGACACAGCGCCGACGGCCCUCGCGCCCGACGGCGCCGAUCGCCUUGACGGUGUCUGUGGCCUUGUUGUCGCAUUUGGCAUCCACGAGCCCAAGAUGCUCGAGGCGGCUGGCGUACUGCCACCGCUCCUCGCGCUCCUCCUCGAGGCACUGGUAGCCGGGCCCUACCACGUCCUUGCGGUGCUCAAGGUGCUCAAUGCGCUUUGGCUCUGGCGAAGCGACGCGAUGGCGCCGCUGCAUCUGUACGUGACGUCCGUGCUCUCGGUCGACGUGGCGAUUGCGAUCUUUCGACAGCUCUUGCGCGCGCCGGCCCCGACGACCGACGCGGUCGCGCAGUGUCUUUUGAACGCCCGACGUGCGUUUCCCGCCGAGACGCUGCGCAGCAUUGCGACGUCAGCCGUCCACGACCCUGUGUUUGCCAACGUCUCGCAUCAGACGCAGCGGGAUAUGCUCGAGGCGUACGCGAGCGUCGAUCCCAAGACCGCCACGCCGCGCAAGCUCGGUCGGUUCGUCAAGCUCUUUCAGCCCAAGCACUAAUACACGACGAACAAGGACAAGUUGACGCUAGGUGUAGGGUUAUACAAACAGGGUCGAUAUAUAGUAAAACGGUAAUUCUAGUAGCCAUGGGAGGACGCAUAGUCCUUGAACUGCUCCCAAAUGAGGAACCCGA